GGGAAAUCCCUUUCUUUGGUAAAUAUAAUGUAGCGACAUCACUCUCUGCGCUUAAUUUAAAAAUAAAAGUCAAGUUAAUUAAUUAUAAUGGUGGAAAUUCAACCUGUUUCAUAUUGGUUCACAUAGGCUAUCUCUAAGCAGCGGUAUUGCAGUUUACUGUCGUUACACCAUGGCAUCGGAUAGUAUUAGGUCCGGCUAUUAAGUAGAGGAAUAAAGUGUUAUGAACAUUUAAGAUGAAAAGGAAAAAAUGUCACUUUUAAGGAGGGCAGCGACAUGGGAAAUAUCUGAAUCUGAGGAGGAACGCGAUUCUGAAAUCAAAUCAACGAGCAGUUGUGGUGGCCCUAAAAUUGAUGAACCAAUUGAACCCAAUUCACAGAAUGUUGUCAAAGAGAACAAUGAUCAAACGGAGGAAUGCAAUGGUCCUGUCAGGCGUUCUGAAAGGCAAAACCGCAGAGACAGCCUUCCCCUUCCCUCGACGGCCGUCCCUUCAACUCCGAGUCCUGGGAAGAGACGACGGCGAACUAAGGAAGAGAUUGAUGCAGAUAAAUUGAAUUUGGAACAGAAGAAAAAGGACAGAGAGACACUGAGGAAUGAAAAGGCUCAAGAAAAAGAGAAGAAAAGACAUGAGCAGCAAAGGAGAAAACAAGACGCAGAGCGUCUAAAGUGUUACCGACCCGAGAACUGUUUAAAAUGUUUGACAGUGUGCAUCGAUUCCGCUUUACUACAGGAUGAAAGGUCAGAUAUUCUACUGGGGUCUCUGUAUUCCAUGGAGUGGAAGACCGCCAUUGAAGAGCAGCAACUUCUCCACAGCAUCACAUGGAGAAGGGACCUUCCACAGGGUGAAGACAAGCCGAGCCCAGUUCUGGAGGAACAAGUUCUCAUGGUUUUGACUCUGAAUGACUUCUUGGACAUGGUUGUCUCCAUCAAGCAUGCUGAACAGAAAGGGACUGAGGUGACUGUGGACACUUUAUUCAAGCAGCUAUCUGAAUAUCUCAACAGAAAUGGAGAGAAAAUAGUCACUUUGGCAGUGAUGGGACCAAAUCCAAGCAGCUGGACUCUGUGUUCACAACGAUACGAGGACCAGAUGCUCAGAUCACAAAUAGGGGAGGAGGGCACUGAUAUUGAGGAAGCCCUGGUGUUCCUGCAGCUGUACAGGAACACCUCCGUCAUCUUUCUGGAGAGCUGGCAGGCUCUUACAGACCAUGCGUGUGCCAUUACCAAGGCCCUGUCCAAACGGCCAUUCAAACAGCUGACGGAGAAGGACUACCUGCCUUUCUGCUUGGAUGGCUCAUGGGCCGGCGGGGUGCGAGUUGAGAGGGAUGGGAGUGGACUCAGCCAGGUCUGGAGCAGGCAGAUCCAGCAGCUGAAUCGAGUGAGCCCUGCAGUGGCUGCUGGAGUGUCUUCAGCGUUCCCCUCACCUCAGCUGCUUCUAAAGGCAUACAAAGACUUGGACUCUGAAGGUGAAAGGAAAGGACUACUUGCAGGUCUGUUGGCAAAGAGCGGGGAGAGGGAAAGGCGAGUCGGACCAGAAAUCUCCAACAGAGUUUAUCGAUUUCUCACAGCGCAUAAUCCUGAACUCGUCCUGGACUAAGGGGAUUAGAAUAUUUACACUGGUCUAUCAGUUGAAGUAUCACUGUGGUGAAAAUAUUGUUCCCAGUAAUUUGACCUUGUUCAGGAAAUUAUCCAACAGAAUUGCGUCAGCAAUGUAUCAAGACCAUUCAACACAAAGAUUGUUGCGUCAUUGUGUUAGAGGAUAUAUCAAAAACACUAACAUUUUGUUUAACAGACAUUUUAGAUUUUAUUUACAAUGCCUUUACAAUGAGUUUCUUUGAUACAAAUAUUUGCAAAGGCUUUAUACUUGAAAUGGAGGUGAUUAAAAAUAAAGAUGAGAACAAUG
This is a messenger RNA of Conger conger (European conger), 1897 nucleotides long. RefSeq names its product probable crossover junction endonuclease EME2 (gene eme2). Bases 248 to 1591 code for a protein of 447 amino acids. Gene Ontology annotation, biological process: mitotic intra-S DNA damage checkpoint signaling; double-strand break repair; replication fork processing. Gene Ontology annotation, cellular component: Holliday junction resolvase complex; nucleus. Gene Ontology annotation, molecular function: DNA binding; nuclease activity. The record is from RefSeq and is a predicted model, not a curated record. The transcript has 8 exons. Lineage: Eukaryota; Metazoa; Chordata; Actinopteri; Anguilliformes; Congridae.